CUUCAACCUUAUCUCUCUCUCAACAAAAGAAAACAUUACCUAACAAAACGGUCAGACCCGUUUCCAUGGCUCUCUCCUCAGCUCCAACCGUCUGCGUUUCCCGCCCAAACCCGACCCGAGUCGACUCGCCGACGCCAAGACUCACCGAUUCUCGCCCAUUCUCCCUCAGAUUCCGGAAGAACCGUCCAAUCUCUCCGACCCGAAACUCCACCGAAACGUCUUCUCCAGAACCAGCUGCAUCCCCAGAAGAGAAUCCCGACGAAACCCCGGCCGAAACUCCGAAGCCGUUCUCGUCACUGAUAUCGGCCAGCAACGUCGAGAAAGCUCUCCGCGGCAUCGCGAUCACGAGCGCAGACCACUACGGACGGCUAGGAAUCCGGAGAGGAGCUCCUUAUGAUCAGGUCACAAAUGCAUACAAAAGAAAAUGCGAAGAGCUGAUGAAUCGAGGAUUGGACGAAGAGGGAACGAGCAAGGAGCUGGAACUCUUAAAGGAAUCCUACUCAAUUCUGUCAUCUGAAGAGGAGAGAAGAUUGUAUGAUUGGAGUUUGGCAAGGAGUGACAGACCAGGCAGGUAUGUUUGGCCUUUCGAGGUUGAUAUAACACAAACCCCGACACAGAUUCCGCCACCUCCGGAACCGGAGGAUGUGGGACCUACGAGGCUGGUGGGGUACUUCUUUGUGGGCUGGCUGAUCUUGUCUUUUGCACUAUCUGUUACGCUCAAUCGAUAGGAGAGGCUUCCAUCCAUCCGUUCAUUUGGUCCACACAGCAUAUUUCUGUAUACUUAUGUACGAACUCUUCAUGUAAUGGGAACCACCAUGGGUGGGCCACACCCCAAGGAAAUGCACCAACAGGAUGAUCUUUUUGGCACAA
Molecule: messenger RNA, 870 nt
Organism: Magnolia sinica
Lineage: Eukaryota; Viridiplantae; Streptophyta; Magnoliopsida; Magnoliales; Magnoliaceae
Product: NAD(P)H-quinone oxidoreductase subunit U, chloroplastic
Exons: 5
Coding region: 66-728 (220 amino acids)
Cellular component (GO): chloroplast; NAD(P)H dehydrogenase complex (plastoquinone); chloroplast thylakoid membrane
Source: RefSeq, a predicted model, not a curated record